UGCUACACACGGGGAAAUCGAGAAUGGAGGGACCGGGUCAAUUGAAAUGGGACAUCGUGCCUCAGAAUGGCAGGAACUGUUUCUUCACACAAGCGUCGUAUGAGAAAUAUUCCUUGGAACCAACUCUUGCUGAACUUUUCCUCCUUGCCAACAAGGCAGAGACAUCUCUCCCAAAAGCCUGUAAGACAGAUGAAAGGCUGCCCGACUCAGAGCCCUCUGACCCAGAGAAAGCUGAUGAGGUGAAAUGUACAGCUGAUGGACCAGCUCUCCCGGAACCCCGCGUUGCCUAUCCCCGUUUCUCGUUACUGACUGAGUUUGAGCAGAAGUCAUAUGUUCAUCUCAUGAUUAAAUACCAUGGCAAGAAGGACUUCGUUCCCAGGGGUCUGGAGCGGAGUGAAUAUAAACAGUAUGAGUUCUUGAAAUCUAGAGUAAGCAGCGAAUAUGCAGAGUUCCAGAAGUUUCUACAGCAAAGCGCCCGCAGCUGUGCAGAGGACUACAACUGGCUUUCUGCGGAUGCCCAGCUCUAUACUCAGGAAUUACUAAAAGCCUGCCAAAGAUAUGUGAAGACAUAUCCAGAAUGUUAUACUCUUCAUGAAGUCACCAGUAUCCUGGGAGGAAAGUUUAUCCCCAACCUGACCCUAAAGUUGGAGAAGAGCCUUCUUACUAUGGGUUCAGCCCCAUUUGUAAAAGUUACAUUUCCUACUGUUGAGAUGGAGCUUCCUACCACAUUCAAGAGACUGUCAUCUAAUGUCUCCCCGGCAAGUAAAGCUGCCCUUAUGCAUACGACAGUGAGCUCAGAUCCUAAUGCAACAAAGCUUGCCACAAAAUACCGUCCACAGGUAGUUCUGACAUCUCAGGUGUUGUAUACCCUUCUUAACAACCACGGGACUAGCUAUAAAGAACAAUGGGAGAUUCCUUUACGCGUGGAAACCAUAACUUCAGCAGGAGGCAAGCAGGCUAAGAUAGCUUAUAUGGAUUCGCCCCUUCCCAAGAAGGAGCUGAGCAUGCGAGAGAAAAGUCAGAUGUUUCAUGAGGUUUCCCUGGAUCUGAUCAUGUUAAAGAAAUCUGGUGUUGUGCUGAAGGCCAUGAAGCUGGACAGGCCAGAGUUUGAAACUUAUAGUCGAUCAAGAAUGCAGGAGCCUUGUGAAGGCAUGGAAGUGGAUUUUGAAAGUGACUUGACCGAACUUGAAACCUUUGGAGCUGUUGAAACGCCUUCUAAGGCAUCCAAGACCCUUGAAUCUGUAACAACUAAUGAAUCUAUACAUACAUCUAUAAAUAAAUCACUGUUGGAAAAAUUAAAACAAGAGAAGCAAGUUACCAAUCGUACAAUUUCUGAAGAUGACAAGAACAUCUCUGCUCCCACAGCAAACACUAGCAUCCAUUCCCUGUGGUCAGACUCGGAUGGUACAGAUUCUUUCAAAGGCUUUGAGUCAGAUGAGAUACGAGACUGCAUGGUGAGUGAAGAGAACAGCGAAGACGAUUCUGGCUCUGACAAAAAGAGCAAAAACGUGAUGCAGUCUUUUUCUAAACCCACCUUGCCUGUAGUAGCCAAGCAGCCAUGCACAAUGGAAGAAAUGCACAGUGACUCAGAGGAAGAACGUCUUGUCAUCGAUAUUGACCUUGAAAAUAACAGCAAAGAGAUGAACGUCUCUAUGGUAGAGUGCAGUACUCCUCUAUCCCCACCACAGAGUCAGCCAAAGAAAACUGCUAAAAGGUUCUCUAAGCAAUUUGAUCCUGUGGGUGAAAUACUAAAGAUGCAAACUCUUCUCCUGAAACCAGAAUCAAAAAAAUCACAAGAGGCUGGUGGAGUGAGCCAAGAGAGGAGUGGGCAGUUGCUGGAAAAUACUGUACCUGUACAAGUGUCCUCUAGCAAGGAGUUGUCUGAAGUAGAUGAGGACAUUCACAGGAUAAAGUCCCUGAAUCAGCCACCAGACAUUAAAAAAUCUUUACUUCCAGAUGAGCUGCUGAAGUCCAUUGAGGAUGAGGCUGCAUACACAGUGAAGCCUGAGGACAACUGUGCCUAUAGACUCUUCAGUUUGGAUGACAUGCUCUUGUUGAUUCAAAGUAGAGUCCAAAAAGCACUCACACAGCGACGAGCAAAAGAUAACAGCACGCGAAAGCACAUCCCCGUUUACGUACUGACUAAGAUGGAUUAUCAGUGCAAUUAUGGAGCAGAAGUGCUGACAGAGAGUGAAACCUGCCGCCUUUGGACCGAGAGCCUCGUACACCCCAGCACCUUGUUUUACAUCGGUCACAUCGAUGCCUUGACAUCCAAAUUCUUCUUGUUGGAAGAAAUCCAUUCAGAGGCGCUGAAGGACAGACUCGGUAACAUCAACCCUACGAACAGUCUUGUGAUUCUCCGCCAUAUCCUCAAACGUGUUACUGGUCUGCAGGAUGGAACUUACCUCUUGAGUCAUGCGUCUGGAGACUCCUCAGUCCACAUCUACAAGAGUAUCUCAGAAAUGAAAAGAGGAGGCUACAACUUACACAGGGCCCACAGUAGCCUCCCUAAGGCUCCUUCUUCCCUCUCUGUCCCUUGGGUGCCCUUGGACCCCAAUAUCCUGUUGCCUUGCCACACACAUAAUGGAUGGCCACCUUGUACCUUUCCACCUCAGUUGCAUAUGAAAACUAACAUUCAGGAGAAUAAAGGAACGCGAUCCAAGGUGUUUAAAAAAGACCGAUCCUCAUCAAAGCCAGCUCCAAAGGCGGCCAAAGGCCAGGCACCAAAGAAGAAAAACAAAGGGCAGAGAUUAAGCCGACUGAAAAGGUGGAAUGAGACGAGAGAGCAGUGGAAGGCAAAAGCUAAAUCGCAGACAAAAACAUGAGUGGAGUCUGGUGGAGGGAAGAAUCUUACCAUGUAUUUAAAUCAUUGCGUUAGCAAUGGAGAUCUGAUAAGGAUAUAGCAGAGUUCCAGUUGUCUAUUUUGUUCUGACUGGAGACGAAUGGUGAUUUAAAGAUGAAGACCAUGCUAGAAAAGGGUAGUCAUUAACCAGACUUAAACUCUUUUGAGUGAAAUUUCAAGUAUGUGACACUGGGCACUGAAAAGGAUAUUUGAAUAUGCAUUAUUAUGGAACACAUACUGCAUCAUGGCGUAAACAACCUCCAGUUUUUAAGUUCCCCACCCCACAUACAGUGAUAUUGUAAGCACACUUCACAAUCUCUAUGUAUGGGCAGGUGUCCUUUAUGUCUGUAAGCAUUCUGGGUUAUUAAUUCUAUUCAAGACUAAGCCUGCCUGUAGGAAUAAAGGGGUUGGUGUACAAGCUUCGCCAUGGUUUGAUGAAAGGUUUCUAGUGACUGGCACACCAGUCAUGGCAGUGCCUUUUCGUAUUACAGGACUUAUAACACACUGGCGUUGUAUCACGGCUCAGUAGAUACCACCAUAUUUAAUAAUCCAACCGUUAUCUGGUGUUUUGUAUCUUUGUUUAGUCUUGCUGCUGACUCUUGUUUUUGUUACAUGGUAGGGUUAGAAUUACAUUACAGGAAGAAACAUAACUUCUCCCUGACCUUAACCAUUGUAGAAAUUGUAUUUGCAAGCCAUAGACUCAUAAAUUCUAGAGCAAUGCAGGAAAACAUGAAAUAAUAUUUUUUUUCUGGGGAAAAAAAGCAAUAAAAUAUUUUUAUAUUCAAAGUGAAAUGUUUCGUUUUUCUUCAGUUUUUUUGAGAAAUUAGUAAUACGAAAUGUGAUUUUAAAUGUUUGUUAACUUCCAUGGAAGUGAUUCCUCACUAGUAGUGUAAAGGGGGUUGACCGAUACAAUAUGUAUGGUCUUGAUUU
Spea bombifrons (plains spadefoot toad) is the source of this 3772-nucleotide messenger RNA. RefSeq names its product interactor of little elongation complex ELL subunit 2 (gene ICE2). The coding region runs from base 24 to 2825 and encodes 933 amino acids. The transcript is spliced from 15 exons. NCBI's taxonomy places the organism in Eukaryota, Metazoa, Chordata, Amphibia, Anura, Pelobatidae. The record is from RefSeq and is a predicted model, not a curated record. Gene Ontology annotation, biological process: snRNA transcription by RNA polymerase III; positive regulation of transcription by RNA polymerase III; snRNA transcription by RNA polymerase II. Gene Ontology annotation, cellular component: transcription elongation factor complex.